Molecule: messenger RNA, 537 nt
Organism: Oncorhynchus tshawytscha (Chinook salmon)
Lineage: Eukaryota; Metazoa; Chordata; Actinopteri; Salmoniformes; Salmonidae
Product: vegetative cell wall protein gp1-like
Exons: 1
Coding region: 1-537 (178 amino acids)
Source: RefSeq, a predicted model, not a curated record
AUGGCCUCCAGUCGGGCGCCCCCAGAGACGGCCUCCAGCCCGGCGCCCCCAGAGACGGCCUCCAGCCCGGCGCCCCCAGAGACGGCCUCCAGCCCGGCGCCCCCAGAGACGGCCUCCAGCCCGGCGCCCCGAGAGACGGCCUCCAGCCCGGCGCCCCCAGAGACGGCCUCCAGCCCGGCGCCCCCAGAGACGGCCUCCAGCCCGGCGCCCCGAGAGACGGCCUCCAGCCCGGCGCCCCCAGAGACGGCCUCCAGCCCGGCGCCCCCAGAGACGGCCUCCAGCCCGGCGCCCCCAGAGACGGCCUCCAGCCCGGCGCCCCCAGAGACGGCCUCCAGCCCGGCGCCCCCAGAGACGGCCUCCAGCCCGGCGCCCCCAGAGACGGCCUCCAGCCCGGCGCCCCCAGAGACGCCCCAGCCCGGCACCCCCAGACGGCCUCCAGCCCGGCGCCCCCAGAGACGGCCUCCAGCCCGGCGCCCCCAGAGACGGCCUCCAGCCCGGCGCCCCCAGAGACGGCCUCCAGCCCGGCGCCCCCAGUGA